Molecule: messenger RNA, 1294 nt
Organism: Nicotiana tabacum (common tobacco)
Lineage: Eukaryota; Viridiplantae; Streptophyta; Magnoliopsida; Solanales; Solanaceae
Product: transcription factor TCP11-like
Cellular component (GO): nucleus
Molecular function (GO): DNA-binding transcription factor activity; sequence-specific DNA binding
Source: RefSeq, a predicted model, not a curated record
GACGAUCAACUGAUUUUUUUAUCCCGCUUGUGCCAUAGACAGAACUUCAAGUUAACAAUUACCGCCCCUUGCUUGUCCCAUGGCAACUUUUGAAAAGAGAGAUCCAUUUUCAAGGUGUUGGGGUAAAAAACUUUAAAAUUUUACCCUGUUAUGGAGCCAGAAAUCUUCUAAAAUAGGCCCAAAGCCCACACAGUUACCGAGAAGAUACAGAUUGUCAGUAAUCCACAAACCUACCCAAAACAAUCUCACUUCACAUUUAAUGCUUUUCCCCCUUCUUUAUCCCCCCACCCCACUAUAAAAACUGCCCCAAACUCUUUCCCUUUUUGUUGUGGGGUCAUAAAAAAUCAUCCGUAAAGCUCAAAGUACUACUCCCUCCAUUUUCCUUCAUUAAAAAAAAAACCCUAAUAAUGGGUUCAGAAAUUGUCCUUCACCACAACUUCACCCCAUCCACCGGCGCUGUUGCCGUCGCUGGAAGUGGUGGCGCUAACGCAGUGUCAAAUGACAAAAAUGCCCUUGUGGUGGGUCCCAAAAAGAUGCAUUCUUUAUCUACUAAGAGUACUGCUUCAUCAAACAAAGACAGGCACACGAAGGUCAACGGCAGAGGGAGGCGCGUGAGGAUGCCAGCGUUAUGCGCAGCGCGUGUUUUUCAGCUGACGAAGGAACUAGGUCACCGGACCGAUGGAGAGACCAUCGAGUGGCUGCUCCGCCACGCGGAGCCGGCAAUUAUUGCGUCCACCGGCAGCGGCACGGUCCCGUCGGGGCAUGUCAUCACGACGGCGGAGAGUGUACCCUUGUCCAAGUCACCGCCGUCGAUUUUGGCUCCGGUAAGCCAUGCUCAGUCGGUUUCUGGUUUUCCGGUGAGCGGCGGAAUCUUCUCGAUGACCUCGCCGCCACCGAGUUGCCGGCUCGACUUAUACCAACCGGCGUUGGAAUUUUCUGGUAAUGAGUAUCGACACAUGCCGUUCACGACGUUGCUUCUGCAGCCGGUGACGGCCGAUGACGGCGAGAAAAAAGUCGCCGGUGAGGAUGAGAACAAGUAGAUAUGGAGUCCUGGCAGCUUUUUUUGUGGGGAAGGGGGGGGUCAAUGUGUUAGUUUCUAGACUUAAGGUCCUUUUUUGCUAUAUCCAAAAGAUUGGAAAGGAUUAAAGGAGGGUCAAUUUUUUGGGGUUUUGGUAAAAUUAAUCAAAGGGAGGUUAAUAUUUUUGGGGAUUUUGGUAUAAAAAAGGUUAAUUCAAGGGUAAAGGAUGUUAAUUUCAAAUAUAUAUUCCAUUAGUAACUUUUUGUUUUUUGUAAA